Bolinopsis microptera is the source of this 633-nucleotide messenger RNA. RefSeq names its product vesicle transport through interaction with t-SNAREs homolog 1A-like. The record is from RefSeq and is a predicted model, not a curated record. Bases 1 to 633 code for a protein of 210 amino acids. Gene Ontology annotation, molecular function: SNAP receptor activity; SNARE binding. Lineage: Eukaryota; Metazoa; Ctenophora; Tentaculata; Lobata; Bolinopsidae. Gene Ontology annotation, cellular component: SNARE complex; ER to Golgi transport vesicle membrane; endoplasmic reticulum membrane. Gene Ontology annotation, biological process: intra-Golgi vesicle-mediated transport; intracellular protein transport; retrograde transport, endosome to Golgi. The transcript is spliced from 6 exons.
AUGUCCAACGCUACCCAAUUCGAGGCGGACUAUAGUGAACUGUCAGCUGACAUCACGGCUAAAAUAGGACGAAUACCCAGUUUAUUUGGCAAAGACAAACAUGACAUGGUUGGGGAGGUUGAGGGAUUGCUGGAGGAAGCUAAAGAUUUAAUAGACCAAAUAGAGGUUGAGAGUCACGCUGCAACCGGAGAUCAGCGCAGACAGAUCACGAUGAACGUAGUGAACUACAAACGGGACUACGAAACCCACGUCAAGAAUCUGAGAAAAGCUAGGCUCUCAUACACUGACGAGUCUGAGCAGAGGAAUGAGCUGCUCGGAAAUGAACACAAAAACACGAUGACAAACAACUCGGAGAAACUGGAGAGAUCAUCUAAACGUCUCGAGGAUGGUUAUCGUAUGGCCAUGGAGACGGAAGAGAUCGGACAAAACGUGCUGAACAACCUCGCUCAAGAUAGGGAGAAGAUAAAUAACGCUAGAAACAGGUUGAAUAACGUAGACAGUACACUAACACAAAGUUCCCGCCUCCUGAACAACAUGUACCGACGAGUGAUACAGAACAAAGCCAUGAUGUUUGUUAUCGGAUUAAUUAUCGUAGUGAUCAUCGUGCUUGCUUUAUACGGCAUGUUUAAAUAA